Trichophyton rubrum CBS 118892 is the source of this 240-nucleotide messenger RNA. RefSeq lists its product as uncharacterized. The transcript has 2 exons. Bases 1 to 240 code for a protein of 79 amino acids. NCBI's taxonomy places the organism in Eukaryota, Fungi, Ascomycota, Eurotiomycetes, Onygenales, Arthrodermataceae. The record is from RefSeq and is a predicted model, not a curated record.
AUGGCGGAUAGAUCUAGCUCAUCCACGAACCAGGAAAGCAACAACGACCAGACUCAGUCUCAGUCUCCACACGACUCUUCCACAAGAAACUCAGACAGCGACCCCUUUGGCCUGAACAAAUACAUCAAGCCUGUCUCCGAUCCAUGGUCUGUAUACAACACGAGCUACUCUUCUUCGUCUACUCCUCCUGGUUCCACGGUAAAGAAGAAAGCUACAACGGUUCCACCUCCCAAGCGAUGA